Messenger RNA from Andrographis paniculata, 2553 nucleotides. RefSeq names its product ubiquitin C-terminal hydrolase 22-like. NCBI's taxonomy places the organism in Eukaryota, Viridiplantae, Streptophyta, Magnoliopsida, Lamiales, Acanthaceae. Gene Ontology annotation, biological process: protein deubiquitination. Gene Ontology annotation, molecular function: zinc ion binding; cysteine-type deubiquitinase activity. The record is from RefSeq and is a predicted model, not a curated record. The transcript has 3 exons. Bases 414 to 2228 code for a protein of 604 amino acids.
CAAACCCAAUCCUCUCUAGUCUCUCCGAGAAAAAGAAAGAAGCCAUUGUUCAACUUUUUCUCAUUAGUCUCUGCUGCUGCAAUAACUGAACCAAAAGUUGCAAUGCUUGGGAAGACGACGAUGAUCCAGAUUUUGCAGCUGGAUGCAGCAACGCUUUGAUGCUGUUCACGAUGCCAAGCAUACUCUGAUGAUCUUCAUUCGCUUCAUUUUUGAUUCAUUAAAACCAAGCAAGCACACUUGUUGAUAUAAGCAAAUAUUUGAUCCUUCGAGAAGGCGUGCACAGAUUUCAAAUCUGUAGGGUUUUCUGAACUCGGAUCUGAUUCAGCACCUGUUCUUCAUGUUUCUGUAGUUGAUGCGGAGCUCGGAUUCGCUCUUCUUCUGCUUUCGCGUAUUGGAGGGCGUUUUGCACCCCAAUGUCCUCGUCGGAUCCCGAAAUCUGGAACAAUCUGGUGAAGAUCAACUCACAGGAGGUCCAAUCGGUCGCCGGAUCGCCGAAAUCGGUUUCCGAUUUGAAGGAUUGCGCGGCGGUGCCCAGGCAAAACCCUAAUUACUCCUGCCGGCAUUUGGCGGAGCUCCGGUCGCAGCUCGGUCCUUUCCCGUUCCGUAAUCUUCGCGAGUGCAUACGCGUGCGUCCCCUCGGCCGCGCCUCGAUCCGCCGCGGGGACGCCGUACGGUGCGGCGCUUGCGGACGAGCCUCGCCGCGGAUUUACGCCUGCGUCUCCUGCGCCGCCGCCGCCUGCCGCGACCACGCGCCGCUCCACGCGGCGAGGACCGCGCAUCAAGUGGCGGUGGAUGUGGAUCGGGCUGAGCUAUUCUGCUGCGCCUGCGGAGACCAGGUCUACGACCGCGAUUUCGACUCCGCCGUCGCUACGGUUGCCGUCGGGAACGUGCCUGCCCUCCCCCCGCCGGAGAAUCUACGGAAACGGCGGCGCGUGGAUUACAAACCCUGGACUCCUGACGUCAGGGAGCAGGCGCUGAUUGCGGAGAACUCCAUCCCCUUGCCGCCGAGCCAAUCCGGCGGCGAAUCGGUGAGUCGACUCGGAGAUGCCGCCGUUCCCAUCCCAUGGGGCUUGCGAGGGCUCAGCAACCUCGGCAACACCUGCUUCAUGAACUCCGUCCUGCAGGCGAUGCUCCACACUCCGCCAUUGAGGAACUAUUUCCUGAGCGAUAAGCACAAUCGAUUCUAUUGCGAGAGGGAGAAUCGAACCAUUGUUACAAGGAAGAGCGACGUCAGCAGCAAAGGCAUUCAGGCGUGUCUCGCCUGUGAUUUGGACGCCAUUUUCUCCGCCGUAUUUUCCGGCGAUCCGAGGCCGUACAGUCCGGCAAAGUUCUUAUACAGUUGGUGGCAGCACGCAUCGAAUCUGGCAAGCUACGAGCAGCAGGAUGCGCACGAGUUUUUCAUUUCUAUGCUCGACGGCAUUCAUGAAAAAAUGCAGAAAGACAGGCGUAAGCCCCUUAGCCAGGGCAGCGGAGAUUGUUGCGUCGCUCACUGCGUAUUCUCCGGGAUCUUGAGAUCCGACGUCAUGUGCACAUCUUGCGGUUUCACAUCAACGACCUAUGAUCCGUGCGUCGAUAUCUCGUUAGACUUGGAACCAAAUCAUGUUGGCUCUUCAAAGACAGUCUCUACAAAAUCCACUUACGCCAUCAAACCCAAAGCGGCAAACUCGAGCCAAAACCCGGGCAUUUCUACCUUAAUCGGAUGUCUCGAUCAUUUCACAAGACCGGAAAGAUUAGGACCCGACCAAAAAUUCUUCUGCCAACAGUGUCAAGUGAGGCAGGAGUCCCUCAAACAAAUGUCGAUAAGAAAGCUUCCUCUGGUCUCCUGCUUCCACAUCAAACGUUUCGAGCAUUCCUCGGCCCGGAAAACGUCCAGGAAGAUCGACCGGUAUUUGCAGUUCCCUUUUUCUCUCGACAUGUCACCUUAUCUGUCGUCGUCGAUUCUGAGAAGCAGGUAUGGCAACAGAAUCUUCCCAUUCGACGGGGACAACAUCGAGCAGGAUGGUUGUAACGAUUUCUCGGCGCAGUUUGAGCUGUUUGCAGUCAUCAGUCACUCGGGCAAGCUCGAUGCUGGCCAUUACAUUACGUAUUUGAGGCUGAGCGAUCAAUGGUACAAGUGCGACGACGCUUGGAUCACUCGGGUCAACGAUGAAACGGUGAGAGCUGUGCAGGGAUACAUGUUGUUCUAUGUGCAGAAAACGCUGCACUACCGGGGGAGCGAUGGGAAAUGAUAAUAAACCGAUCGCCAACGGACCUCGAUCGACCGGGCGAAGAAUUUGCUUCUGGUGCAAGUAAGUUUGAUGAAAAAAAUGUUCUGGUUCUAAUACAGUUGCCUCAAAUUGUGAACUUGUGAUUUGAAGAAAUUUUGUGAAAAAACCCCAGAUUUGGUAAAUUACUUGAGUAAGAAGAAGAAAAAUAUAUAUGCAAAUUCUUUCCUGUGAAUGUUGUGCUGUUAGUUAUCAUAUGAGACACUAUUUAUGUACUGUUCCGGGAGUAUUCAUGUGCAUACUUAUUUGUCGGGUUGCCCCUCUAAACGGGAAGCAGUUAUAGAUGCUG